Eurytemora carolleeae is the source of this 3118-nucleotide messenger RNA. Its product is annotated as bromodomain-containing protein 3. Gene Ontology annotation, cellular component: chromatin; nucleus. NCBI's taxonomy places the organism in Eukaryota, Metazoa, Arthropoda, Copepoda, Calanoida, Temoridae. The transcript is spliced from 20 exons. Gene Ontology annotation, biological process: regulation of DNA-templated transcription; chromatin remodeling. The record is from RefSeq and is a predicted model, not a curated record. Bases 89 to 3118 code for a protein of 1009 amino acids.
CAUUUAUGCAACUUAUUUUUAGGAGCUUUUUAAUGGAGUUAAUUCGAGAAUCAGUGUGAGUCCGCUAGAGGGACCGGGGGGUGUUAUUAUGCCGUCGCCCCCCUCCUCUCCCCCCGGGGGGCCUCCACCUCGCCUUGAACCCCCUCUCAAGCCAGUGAACGGUAUCGUCCAACCGCCGUUUAUACCUCCUCCUGAGCGGCCGGGUCGGAUGACAAAUAAACUGCUGAUCAUUAAAAACAGUAUAUUUAAGAGCAUCUGGAAACAUUUACACGCCUGGCCUUUCCAUAAACCUGUAGAUACAAUAUCACUCAAUAUUCCAGAUUACUUCAAUAUCAUCAGAAGGCCCAUGGAUUUAGGGACUGUGAAAAAACGACUAGAUAAUAACUACUAUUGGAAUGCCAGCGAGGCUAUAGCGGAUUUUGAACAAAUGUUUCAGAACUGUCUGAUAUACAAUAAACCAGGCGAAGACGUUGUUACCAUGGCGAAUGUUGUGCAAAGAGAAUUCCAGAGAUUGGUUAAACAAAAACUUCAAGGUGAGGAAUACACAGUUACGGCUGACGGACAAUCUAAGAAUAAAAAAAUUUCUCGGAAUGAUACCUCUGGGAGUGUGAGACCAAGUCCAAGUAUAUCUCCUUCAAACUCAAUGUCGUCAUUAUCCUCUAAGGAGGGUAAAGGUAUUAAACGAAAAGCUGAAGGUGGAUCUCCUCCCCCUGCUAAGCAACCCAAUCUCUCCUCCUCCUCCAGUGGUACACCAGCUGGGCUUGGGAAGACUCCGCCUCCAAAAGCCCCGAGAAGACCGGUGAAGGAACUAACCCAACACAAAGAUAACAAAAGUGCAGAAAAAUCUGUGAAAUCUGCAGAGAAAGUUAGGAAAAUCUCUGAAAAAGGCUGGAUAACAGCAGCUAAAGACCCCAAAACAAUAGAUAAAGUUCCCAGAAUAGCAGAGAAAGAGAUGAAAUCUAUUGAAAAAGAUGGGAUGGAAAAUGAUCAGUAUGACGUUGAAGGACAAUUUCAGGACCUGGUUGAGCACAAGGGACAAAAGAGCAAGGUCUCGGAACCCCUGCGACAGUGCAACGAAAUACUUAAGGAUAUGUUUAAUAAAAAACAUGCUUCCUACGCCUGGCCUUUCUAUAAACCAGUUGAUACGGAGAGACUAGGCCUUCACGACUAUCAUAAAAUAAUCAAGACACCCAUGGAUUUGGGAACAGUUAAGCGGAAGUUAGACAACAGGGAGUACAUUACUGUAGGAGAGUUCAAAUCUGACGUGUUGUUAAUAUUCCUGAAUUGUCGGCAGUACAAUCCCCCCGAGCACGACGUGGUCGGUAUGUCCAGGAAGUUGGAGGAAGUGUUUCUUGAGAAGAUGAAUCAGUUAAAUUCGGAUGAAUUAAUAAAUGUGCCAUCUACUCAAGUUGUUUCAUCAAGGCUACAGGGUGUAGGUGUGAGUGGAGAUACUGGCUCAGAAUCUGAGGGAGCAGGCUCAAGUACUGAUUACAACAGGAGGCUUAGAAUAGUUCAGGAACAAAUGCGUCAGCUGAAAGAGCAAAUUGAUGUUUUACUGAAAGAAAGUGCAGAUCGGAAACGUCUGCGCCAACCAGACAACGCUCAUCUCACUGCCAGCCUAAGCAGUGUAAAGAAGAAGGAACGAACCACCCCAUCUCCCGCCCCUCGUCCUAUAACACCUGCUGUAGCAGGUAUGGAUACGCCUAAAGGUCGAGGGAGAGGCCGUGGAACACCUUCUGGACCCCUAUCUUCAAAGAGACCAAAGAAGGUUCCAGUUGGACGAGGAAGACCACCACCUGUUCCUGCUCCUGUAUCCACCGGACCAAUCGCUGAAGGUGGAAGUGCUGACUACCAAUCAGACGAAGAGGAUACAGCGGUACCCAUGAGCUAUGAUGAAAAGAGACAGCUUAGCCUGGAUAUUAAUAAACUACCAGGGGAGAAGAUUGGACGGGUAGUCCAUAUUAUCCAGUCUCGUGAACCAUCCCUUCGUGAGACAAAUCCUGAUGAAAUAGAGAUAGAUUUUGAAACGUUGAAGCCCUCCACUCUCAGAGAACUAGAAAAGUAUGUACACGGAUGCUUAAAAAAAUCGGGGAAAAUUGGCCGUAAAACGUUUGAGGAAGGCCAGAAAAAACCGUCUAAAGAACAGUUGGACGAGAAGGAGUCAGAAAUCAAGAAGCGUCUAGACGAAGUGAAUACAUCCCUAGGGGGUGCUCCAAUAAAACCUAAUAGGCCGCGGAAGAACAAGGAAGGAUCAGGUUCAGGUUCAAACCCUGCUAAGCAGAAUAAAAAGGCCAAUGCGUCCGGUGGGAAAGGAUCCGGUAGUGACAGCAAUAGUUCUAGUAGUGACAGUAGUGAUUCUAGCGACUCAAGUGACUCAAGUGAUGAUGAGGGAGCUGCCCCUGCACCCCCUCAAACCCCUCUUGUAAACCCACCUUUGGUUCCACCUAUUGCAACCUCAACCCCCAACAACCCGCAACCCGAAUCUGUCUCAAGGCAGAACUCUCAAGCUAAUAACGCUCUGAAAAUAGCUGUAAGGAAUGAUUUAAUGCCCUCUGGCAAUUCUAUUGCCCCCUUAAGUCCUACCCCUGAGCCUCCAGCACCGAUUGCUCCCCUAGUUCCUGAACCCCUCGCAGCACUACUAGAAGAGCCUCCUCAGCUACCGGUCCUGGAAAAACCACUCAAUAAUGGAACUCACCAUGAUUUGUACAAAGGUCCAAUUGGUGUAAUAAACCCCAUAGAUCAUGGUAACCAAGGUGGCAAUGGUGGUGUUCCUAUGGUUGAACCUUUGUUUAAUCCUCAAUCUGGAUCCCCUCCUCAAUCCUUCAACCCAGAAACUCCACAGGGAACGAAGGGUGUUCUGAAGGGUUGGUCUAGCCUAGCUGGUACUCCAGCUACUCCUGGUAGUGCUGGAGGCCCCCCGGGUAGGAAUAGAAGCGCCACAACUGAUACAUUUGCCGCCUUCCAGAAGGCCGCCAAGGAGAAGGCAGACAGGGAGCGUAGCUUAAAAGAGCAGCAGGAGUUGAGCAGGAAGGUUAAAGAAAGAAGAGAAACAGAACGACAGAGAGUUGAACAAGAGAAGAGAAAGGAACAGGAGGAAGAAACAUUACCUGUUUUUUAA